GGACUCUGUUGCUAGGGCGCGGGCGCAGGGGGUCGGGGGUACUGCAGCGGCUGCGCAGAGGAGCGAGGUGCUUGCUGGGUCCUGGGCUGUGAAACUACGCCAGGGGUUUUGCGGAGCGCAGCGCAAGUCUGUGCAUUUCCCAGGCGGGUGGCGCCCUCGCCCUUGGGGCUCGCUAGGUGGGCGCUUCCGGCUCGCCAAGCAGGGCCCCAGCGACUUUCCGCACCAUGGGCCAAUGUGGUAUUACCUCCUCGAAAACUGUGCUGGUGUUUCUUAACCUCAUCUUUUGGGGGGCAGCUGGCAUUUUAUGCUAUGUGGGAGCAUAUGUCUUCAUCACUUAUGAUGAUUAUGACCACUUCUUUGAAGAUGUGUACACUCUCAUCCCUGCUGUAGUGAUUAUAGCUGUAGGAGCUUUGCUUUUCAUUAUUGGACUAAUUGGCUGCUGUGCCACAAUCCGGGAAAGUCACUGUGGACUGGCCACGUUUGUCAUCAUCCUACUCUUAGUUUUUGUCACAGAAGUUGUUGUAGUGGUUUUGGGAUACGUUUACAGAGCAAAGGUGGAAAAUGAGGUUGACCGCAGCAUUCAGAAAGUAUAUAAGACCUACAGUGGAACCAGCCCUGAUGCUGCUAGCCGGGCUAUUGAUUAUGUACAGAGACAGCUGCACUGUUGUGGAAUUCACAAUUACUCAGACUGGGAAAAUACAGACUGGUUCAAAGAAACCAAAAAUCAGAGUGUCCCUCUAAGCUGCUGCAGAGAGACCGCCAGCAGCUGUAAUGGCAGUCUGGCCCAUCCCUCCAACCUCUAUGCUGAGGGGUGUGAAGCUCUAGUUGUGAAGAAGCUACAAGAAAUUAUGAUGCAUGUUAUCUGGGCAGCUCUGGCAUUUGCAGCUAUUCAGCUGCUGGGAAUGCUGUGCGCAUGCAUCGUUUUGUGCAGAAGGAGUAGAGAUCCUGCUUAUGAGCUUCUCAUCACUGGUGGAACCUAUGCGUAGUACAAAACUCAAGCCUGAGCUAGUUGGUCUUAUUCUGAUUUGGAAGGACAAUGGAGCAGGUCUACUGCGGUCGGCCUCCAGAGUUCAUUUAGUUAAAGCCCAUGUGUUGGACACAGCAGCUUGGUUCUUCAUGUGCCCACUUACUUAACCUACCAACAAUUUUCUUUUCCCCUCUUCUAGCUGACUCUCAAUGACUCUCUGUUUUUAAGCACCAUUGGUCAACGUUCUAAUUGCAGAACCAUUUGCAAUUUGCCUAGUGUGGUGAAAUUAAAAGAGGGAGUGGCUGCUUCUAUUACCUCCCAGCAGCAGUUGGCCUCUUGCUGAAGUACCACUGGGCCCUGCUAGGCUUCACAGUGGACAACUGUGGGUCAAAGGAUUUUGGGGGAAGGGGAGUUAACACCAGAUGGUGCCCCUCAUGAGUGUCCUUUAGAAAAUAUAUUUACUGUAGUCCAGUAUGAUUGCAGCUGUACAAAAUGGCUAAAAUUGAAUUUAGAAUCAUGCAAUGUGUAUCUUGGUUCAUAUUCAAAAUCAGAGUGAUCUUUGAAACGAGGUUUUUAAUCAAAGCUGGCUUUAUAGGAGGAGUAUAAUGUAUGCACUACUGUUUUAAAACAAUUAGUGUGGGGGGGUAGUGUUUGAACCCAUUCAUUGUAAGUCUAAACUUGUUAGAAAUAAUGUACCCAUGUAGACUAGCAACCUAUUAUGUAGGUGUGAUCUCAGUUGUAAAUAGAAAACUCUAAUUCAAUAAACUCUGUAUUACCUCUA
This is a messenger RNA of Phyllostomus hastatus (greater spear-nosed bat), 1748 nucleotides long. It is a transcript of the gene TSPAN3, whose product is annotated as tetraspanin 3. The transcript has 7 exons. Gene Ontology annotation, cellular component: membrane. Bases 225 to 986 code for a protein of 253 amino acids. Lineage: Eukaryota; Metazoa; Chordata; Mammalia; Chiroptera; Phyllostomidae. Gene Ontology annotation, biological process: protein maturation; regulation of vascular endothelial growth factor signaling pathway; protein localization to plasma membrane. The record is from RefSeq and is a predicted model, not a curated record.